Molecule: messenger RNA, 4364 nt
Organism: Cryptotermes secundus
Lineage: Eukaryota; Metazoa; Arthropoda; Insecta; Blattodea; Kalotermitidae
Gene: beag
Product: protein Red
Exons: 1
Coding region: 238-1830 (530 amino acids)
Biological process (GO): mRNA splicing, via spliceosome
Cellular component (GO): nucleus
Source: RefSeq, a predicted model, not a curated record
ACAAUCUCUCUCUCUCUCCAUUUACUAAACCGACAACCGUUAAGGUAACCGAAUGUAAGGAAAUUUCACUACUGAGGAGGGAAGAAAGAUAUAGGAGGGAAAAAGCGAUUUAUUAAAGUGUCUAUCCUGUGUACUUGUGUAAUAUACGUAGUGCAAUGAUGAUGGUGAUCGGCCGUGUGUAAAUAUUGGGGAAUAUAUUGAGUUUCUACAUUAACUGAGUAAAAGGAAAUAUUAAUCAUGCCUGAGAACGAAUACAGUGCAAGUGGAAGUACAGGUGAUACGAGGGAAGAGCCUCCUGACAGGUCCCAACGACUAACAAAUGACGAUUUCAGGAGGUUAUUAAUGACGCCUAGGUCUUCAGUACCUUCUUCGCUACCUUCAUCAUUAGCGCCAGCUAGAGAUGCCGUCACUGCUACUGCAGAUGCAGAAGGUGAUGAUAGAGCUGAAAGACGGCGUAAAAAGAAAAGUUUUUAUGCCAAGUUGAAGAAACAAGAAGAUGACAAAAUGGCAGAACUUGCAAAGAAAUACCGUGAUCGAGCAGGUGAGAGGCGAGAUGGGGCCAACCCAGAUUAUCAAGCAGAAGAUCCGCUUUCUACUGCAAGUGGCUACCGUGCAGUGGCACCAGAUUUGAAAUCUGGUUUGGAUGCAGCAGAAAGGCGUCGCCAAAUGAUUCAAGAAUCAAAGUUCUUGGGAGGUGACAUGGAGCAUACCCACUUGGUGAAAGGCUUAGAUUAUGCGUUGUUGCAGAAAGUUCGCAGUGAAAUCCAAGCAAAAGAACAGGAGCAGGAAGAGGAAAUGGAAAAGCUUGUAAAAACAAAAAAGGAAAAAAAGGACGAUGAAGAAGAAAUGCAAUUCAAAACUAAGUUGGGACGGAAUGUCUAUAGAGCGCUUUUCAAGUUCAGAGCAUCUGAAAAAAAUGAGCUGUUUGCACCAGGCAGAAUGGCAUAUGUGAUAGAUCUAGAAGAUGAACUGGCAGAGAGUGACAUCCCAACAACUUUGAUUAGGAGUCGUGCUGAUGUACCAAGUCUUGAGGCUACAGCCACCCUCACUACAAAUGAUAUAGUCAUCAACAAAUUGGCUCAAAUUCUGUCAUAUCUACGGCAAGGAGGUCGACACAGCAAAAAGUCAAGGAAGAAGGAUAAAGGUAGAGGAGCUGGUGAUAAUAAGGGUGAGAGCAAAGGUGUGGUGGAUGAAAGCAUAUAUGGUGAGAUUGGAGACUAUAUACCUUCACUGUCCAGACGGGAAGCUGGCAGUGGUGGAGACAAAGAACGAGAGAAACGACGGACUCCAUACUUUGAGAAGCCUGCAGAGGAGGCAGCUGCUUGGGCUGCUGCUGAGGGGAAAUCCAAGCCAGAACCACGUGCUACCUCAAAGUUGGAACAAGCUGACAAAAUUCCAACAGUACCAAAAAGAGAAAUGGGACAGAACCAAAGUCGUGCACAGCAGUUGUUGACAAGAUUGGCAGCCGAACCAGAAGGAUAUGCUGAAUGUUAUCCAGGUCUUGAAGAAAUGCAGGAUGCUAUUGAUGAUUCUGAUGAUGAAGUAGACUAUACCAAAAUGGACCUUGGUAAUAAGAAGGGGCCAAUUGGAAGAUGGGACUUUGACACCCAGGAAGAAUACAGUGAUUACAUGAAUAACAAAGAGGCCUUACCAAAGGCUGCAUUUCAGUAUGGGGUCAAAAUGGCUGAUGGACGACGUACAAGGAAAUACCACAAGGAGAAAAAUGAAAAGGCAGAACUUGAUAGGGAGUGGCAGAAGAUUCAGAAUAUCAUACAGAAGCGCAAGAUUCCAGCACCAGCAGAAUCAGAAUUUAAGAAACCUAAAUAUUAAAGGGGAUCUGUCAUUGCUGUUUGGCUCAGAACAAGAUUUGACUGAAAGUCUUCCCUUAAUGAUUGGAAUUUAUUAUUUCAGUUCAAUUUUGGACACACAGUAAUUGUACCUAUUUUAGCAUAAAAUGUAUGAUUUCAUUGUUCCAAAUAUUUCCCAUCAGAUAUAUUCUGUUUUUACAUCUAUUUGAAUGUUAUGCGAAGUGUGAAAUAUAACAUUACAUGUCUCUUAUCAGCAGAAUGAAACAUACAGUUAAUUAAUAAACUGGCUGAGGAAAAUUAACUUUGUUGAAGAAGUUCAUUUUGAUACAUUACUGUGAAGGCAUACAGAAGUUACUAGUAUAAUUCAAGAGUUGGCAAACAAUUAAGAAAUUGUAAACAUUCCAAAAUUCUUGCUGGUGCUGAAAGACCUUCCAAGGGCACAAAGGUGAUUGCUGGCAUAUGAUUGACUAUCCCUGCUGUAAGUGGAUGCCAGGAUAGCAGCUUCAGAAUGGCUAUGAUUGCCUGCUCCUAAAUCUUUAUCUACUUCUAGGUAUGCUAUCUUCGUAGGUCAUUUGAUGCUACUAGCCUCUGAAAUUGAAACACUAUUUAACUGGAUAACUUAGGAACAAGAAUUCUUACUGUGUGGAAGGAGACCAAGACACAGAUGGGAAGGCAAUAUAAAAAUAUAUAUUAGUGAAAUAGGUUUUGAAGAUGUGAAUUGACUCUGGGUACAUUUGUUUUGUUAGUGAUGUGCAUGGUAUAAGCAGUUGGUUCCUGGAUUGUUUGCAGUUUUACGACUGUUGCUGGGACAGAGCUCUGCUAGGUGGAGGAAGAGUAGAUCGUGCUGCCAUUUUCCAUUCACCGUGUGAAGUGAGGUUGUGUAUUGUGCCUGUUGGGAUUUGCAUUUUAUCCAAAGUUUUGUUUCAGACUAGGCAAAACUGCCAAAGAAACCUACAUGUUAAAACUUGCUUUUGGAGAGGAAACCAUAAGUAGAAAAACAUUUGAUGGAUUUUCAAAGUUCAGAAGUUGAAUAAUAUCAGCUAACAAUGCUGAGCAAUUGGGAUGUCCACCCAUCCACGAAGAAAAUGGAUGAAAAUAUUUUACAAACCAGGGAACUUGCUCAUGAAAACAGGCAUUUCAUAGUGAUUUGACUACUGUUGUGGGACCUUCAGAGACCCACAGCUUACUAGAUAACUCCCUCCCCCCACUGAAAUUGAUACUGAGGACAAGGAGAUAUAUCUCAAUUGAAUAAAAUCUGCAGGCUGCACUUGGCCAGUUUUAAACUUAGGACUUCAGCAAAUGCUUACAACAGUGGCACAGUCACUAGACUUUCUUCAUCUAGUUUCAAGGAAAUUACUACCCACUAACAAAGGGAAGGCAAGGCAAUUAUGAGUGCCCACCAGCAUGAACAGUGCAAGUUGAAAACAAUGGCAUAAUUUUCUGUUGCCUCUUACCAUUUCUGUUUAUACCUUUGCAGCUCACUAUGCUCUUACAUGAAUGAUAAAAAGAGUGGUCAAGGCAAGCAUUUGUAUCCAUCACUUGCCUCACCUUCUCUUUGCUGGAAGAUAUUACUUUGUACAGGACAGCAUGAAAUAGAAGGUAAAUGCAGUUACUGGAGUGGGGGGGCAGUCCAGUAAUUAUUAGGUCACAUACUUUGUGGGUGCACAGUGAAGGGAAUUUCUUGGAUAUUAACUGCUAAAGAAAAAUCUGCUAUUAGAGUGUGUCCUGGUUACUGGGAUUAAAAAAACAUAACACAUUAGAGUAGUUGUGCUGUAUUAGUUUUGUAUUUGAAUUGGUGAAUGCCAUUUUCAUAUUGAAGGAACUUCACUUUGUUACUGUUCAGUUUCUAAUGGUGGCAUAAUUGUUGGGAACCUCGAGUCUAAUGCUUCCUAAUCAUAGAAAUACUCUCUUUUCACCUAAUUUGUAUUUGAAUUCUUAAUUUAAAAUUAUUAGUUUAUGUUAAUUUCAUAUUGUAUAGUGGACCAGUUGGCAAUAUAACACGUUUGUCUUGCACCUAGAAAUUGUAUGGUAUUCUGUAAUUAUCAAGACAGCCAGAUUUAUAAUUAGAUUCACUUCUGCCAUGAUUAUAGUUUGGAGCAGAACAUGAUGCACUUUGCCCAUUUCGCUGUUAGUAACUGUCAGCCUUCUGCUAAAGUAUUUUUCCAGCACUAAUUGAAUAGUCAAAAUUUUGGAAAUGUUACUAUUCACCUUACCAGCUAGUACACUCCAGAUGCAUCCUAUGGAUGGCUGAAGGAUAUGUACCUGAUGUAUGUGUUUUAAAGUUCCAGUGUUACCACAAGCAUAGCUUUAUGUAAAUACCUUUCCUGUGGAAAAAUUGGUUAAUAGCCUGAGUUGUGUAGCUUUUUGAUCAAUCUUUCUUGCUUCAGUAGAAAUGGGUGUUAUAGGCAGAUUCUCCACUAUACUAUUAAUGAGGUGCACUUCGACAGUAAACAUAUUUUUGUGACAGAAUAUUGAGAAAUAAUUAUUUUAUGUGUUUGUACAUUGUAGUGUAGAUUCUAUAGAUACCAGCACAAAAAUAAAUCAUAUGAGUUUGUA